AGCACUACGACUCGCUACCAGUUGUACAGCCCCCUCAGUGGAAUACGAGAUCUUGGCGGCCUAAUACAGUCCAAGAUCGCCCUCCGACGUCACUCUUUAUCCGCUUUCGCUUCUAGAACCCAUCACCAGAUGCUGCUUCACAACGAGACGAGCUGCCCACGAUAUAAAAUCAAUAGUUUAUAUAAAUGCGAACAGUUUCCUUGAGGUUAAUAAGAAAGAAUUUGGGUAGAUCAUCAGACAACAUAUAUAUAAAUUUACAUAUAAUUACAUUGGUUAAUUACUUCUAAUCAACUACAAUCAUAACUUAGACAACUCCCUUUAUAUCAUCGACAUAUAAAAUGCGCGGCUUCUUCUCAACCAUCGCCACCCUCCUGCCUCUAGCAGUUGCGGUACCUUUAAAUCUUCAAUCCCGCGAUAGCAACCCGGGAUGUCAAGCCGCCUCUUUCGGUAACUUCUCAUGGACGGUUGAGAACUUCGAUUAUCACGCUUCUUACAUUUUCACAACGCCAGCGCACCAAAACUCAUGGGGUUAUGUCAACUUCAACUUAACAAACCCUGCGCUAGAGUAUAAGGCAAUCUGUAGUGCGACCAGCAACCAAUUGCAAGAUUUCUUCUACGGUACCUUUGCGUACAACUGCACUGUUCCGGAUGGAUCUACAACAAAGACAACGUUCGAUUUCAGCCGUCCGAGUGGAGUAUUAAAUGUCAACCAAACUUGGUCCUGCAGCGACACCGACCCACAAUACCCUACCACCAUCAAUGCUUAUGGAACCGCCAAUCUGACAUUGGACUGCACUGACAACACAUGGAUUAACCCGAACUGGACCAUGGGACAGAUCUAUUCCGAUCGGACUGUUACAUGCGCGCCUGUUACACUACCGCUGCCGCCUUACAAGAUGACUGCUGUCGCGUAAGGCAUUUUCUUCAUUGGGGUUUCAGCGUCUUGGUCGUGAGAAAGGGGAUGGGGAUACUGCAUUUAGGAAAGGGGAUAUGAUUAUGACGAUAUGAUAUUUACGAUAUCAUAGAUAUAUACUGGCAUCAUGCCGCUGAUACAUAAAAGUAAUUGUAAUAGGAAACAAAAAUCAUAAUGAAUAACUGUAUGUUCUACGGUGCCAACACUGUGUGUCUCGGUUGACAAAAAACGGUACUGAUAGGCGCUGCAGGAUACCACAACUACAGUACUAGGGAGCCUAGAAAUAUGGUCAACAUUAACAAACAAAAUAAUACGAAUAAAUGUUAGAUUUAAACUAUAGAUAAUUAGUUAAUCUUACCUACCUAUCCAAUAUACUUUACCCUUU
Molecule: messenger RNA, 1298 nt
Organism: Hypoxylon trugodes
Lineage: Eukaryota; Fungi; Ascomycota; Sordariomycetes; Xylariales; Hypoxylaceae
Exons: 2
Coding region: 339-914 (191 amino acids)
Source: RefSeq, a predicted model, not a curated record